Molecule: messenger RNA, 17417 nt
Organism: Cervus elaphus (red deer)
Lineage: Eukaryota; Metazoa; Chordata; Mammalia; Artiodactyla; Cervidae
Product: E3 ubiquitin-protein ligase RNF213-like
Exons: 68
Coding region: 851-16549 (5232 amino acids)
Biological process (GO): ubiquitin-dependent protein catabolic process; negative regulation of non-canonical Wnt signaling pathway; sprouting angiogenesis
Cellular component (GO): membrane; nucleolus; cytosol
Molecular function (GO): ubiquitin-protein transferase activity; metal ion binding; ATP hydrolysis activity
Source: RefSeq, a predicted model, not a curated record
CCAGCUGGGGAAGGAGCCGACUGGGCUGCUGCUCCAGCAGAAUUCUUGGGUCUGAAGCCAACAGAAAAGGGUGACAGGUGGAUCUUUGUGCCUCAAGAACCAAGAUACGUGUCUCCACUCUCACCAUGGAUGAACUCAGUGGUCUCUGAAAGCUGGAGAUUCUCAGCCUGAGUCCUGACCUUGCACAUGACCCUGACCAUGGUUUGCUGCCACCCCCACGGAGGGUGUUCAGAGGGCCAGAUGGUCCGUAAGAAGAGUGUAGGCUUAGUAGAUGGCAAUUCCUGUUAUUAGGAAUCUUGACCACUGGCCCCGUUAUUAAGAGGCCUGACUGCCAUCCCCUGUAGCCCUGGGCUGCCCUGUGCAGGCUGGUUCCUUUGGCAGGCUCUGACUCAGCCAUUUGCUGCCAGCAUUUCUGCAGUGAGCCAGUUAGAGUCUGAGUCCCUUGCCUAGGGCAUACAGCAGGUAUCUGCAGUCUCUGCCUGCUCCCCUACUACCCCUAGUCUCCACUCAACUUGGCUCAGCUGAACUGGCUCCCAGUCUCAGCUGGAUGGGGACGUUUUUAGGCUCACUGAGUGAUGUCAGGAGGCUGGGAGGGGCAAGCCUGGCCCUGGUGGGGGCAGCAGAGAAGGAAGUGGGUGCUGCAGCCACAUGGAAGGGGAGGUUGGGAUGAGGCAGACUGGAGAACCCCUGGGGCGGUGAUCAGACUAGGUUUCAAUUGAGCACGGAGAACUGGGCCACCACAAUUUCACUUUCUCAGAAAAUGAAACUGAAGCAAGGCUGUGGUCACGUGACAGGUGGCGGGGUAUAAAGCUGGCAGCCUCAAGCCUCUAGCUUCCAGAUCUGCAGAAGCAUGCCGGCCCCAGGAAUUCCUCUCCCUGGAAGUAUGGAAUGUCCUUCCUGUCGGCAUAUCUCCAAAGAGGAAGCCCCAAAGUUCUGCAGUGAGUGUGGACAGAGGCUGCUUCCUGCAGCCCCCGAAGGAGUACCAGGUCCUCAGAGCAACCUCAAGGAAACAUCGGCCCCAGAGGGAGAAAUGGAGUGUGGACAGGAGCUGAAGGAAGAAAGCAGCUCCUCCUUGUCCCUGGGCUCAGGUGAUUGGCAAGAAAACCCAGAUGAGCCCCGUUCGAAUGACUCACGGCAAACCAAGCGAGGAGUUGUGUCCGAGGGUUUUGUAGAUGCGGCAGAUGGCACAUCCACAUCUGAUGAGCUGGAAGCUGUUAGUUACUCUGCCUGCAAAAGAAGAAAAGAAGAUGCAACCCUGUUUGAGGUCACUGACACGUGCGCUCCAGACUCUGAGCAGCGGCGUAGCAGGAGUAAAAGGAAGAAAAGGAAUUCGAAGAAUACUUCCACAUCUGCAGAGCUGGAUUCCUUUUCUGCCUCCUCAUUGGAGCCCUGUAGUCUGAGUUCGCUUGCAAACUCUGGGCUCCAGGACACAGCUCCAUGCCAAAGCCCAGCUCAGCAGGGUAGUCCCUCUCACGAGCCAGGCCAGCCUCCAAGUGUGGGCAAAAUACCACUGGAGGCUAUGGGCCACCCUCUGCAAGGCGAGGCUGCAGGAGAGGCAGAAGCAGCCACGGGCACCGAGUCUCUGAGCAGCCCAGCACCUCAGGACCAGACUCUGGGAGGAGCCCUCCCAGAAGGGAAUGACCAUCAGUCCUUGAGCCCCUCCAAGGGUGAAGAUCUCCCCACUUCUGCCAGCGAAGGCUCUCCUAGGGAGAAGGAUACUGCCCAGGAGCUCCUGCUGCCUGAGCCCAAGGCGGACACCUCCAAGUCCAGGAAAGAGCUGCAGACCACCGGGCAGCUGGCCAGGGCUCCUGCCUCUGGGGCAAGUGAUGCUGCAGCUGAGCCAGCUGGUUCAGUGGAAGGAGCUGAGAAAGAUGUUAAAGAUAAGACUGAGGAAACGAAAGAGCUGCCCACAAGCAUCCCUGCUUCCCGAGACCACCGUCAGGAAAUUGCAACCAAGGACCAGACGGCUGUUCCUGGAGGGAAAACAGGUGAAAAUGAGAAAGCCAAGCCAAAGAACCUGAAGAAGCCAGAGGGGAAUAACGGAAAUAAUGCCGCCCCUGUGAAAAAUGAGAAGGAGCAAAGGAACCAGAGCACACAGCGAGCUAAGGAGAGCCUGCUGAGCUCCACGGAAGGAAUCAUGGUAUACUUCCAUGCAAUCAUUUCUAAACAUUUUGGAUUCAACCCUGAUCAACACAAAGUAUAUGUCAGGGGUGGAAAAGAAUUCGGGAAGCCUGCAUGGAAUCAUAAUGUUUGUGAAAUGCACUACAGCAAAGACUUACAUGAGAACGGGUCCCUCAUUGAAGGCAGCACCACCAUUUCCAAGCAGCACGUGAAUAAACCCAUUCCUUACAAGUACGUCAUCUGCAGAGGCAGGAGCCCUGAGUAUGAGUUCAUCUACAAAGAACCGUCAAAGAAAGGCGAGCAUGUGAACCGCUGUCUGCGGGUGAAAUCUUCCCUUCUGGACUCUGCAGACUGGCAUCAGUACGAUGAUAUAAUUUGUAUGAAGCCCCCUGGGACAUUUCAGAAAUGGAUGGAUCAUAUAACAGAUGGUACGAGGAAAAAUGUGGUGAUAGGGAAGCAGAUCUCAGCUGCAGUCAUGCUGGACCGCAUCUUCAGCAUUCUUGAAACCUGGAAUGCCAUCAAUUUAAAGAACUUUUUCAUCCAGUUCCAGCAGUUCUAUGAUGUCAUUCGUGUGCCCAUGAUCUAUGAAGGAGAAGAACAGCCAUGGAGUGCUCUACAGUAUGAAGAGAAGAAGGUGAGGAAGCACCUAUGGGAGUGCUUGACAAAGAAAAUGGCACCAUUUCUGGAAACCAGUGGGGACCGUCUGCCUGAGGACUGCCCAGUGAAGAGUAAAUUGGGAAUGGGCAUGAUUGUCCUUUUCUUAGUGGAAAAAUUCAACUUCCUCUUAGUGGAAAAAGACCUGGCCUCACUCUGUCACCUCCUUCACUCAGAGGCCACAUCACCAGAUGCCUUUUGCCGGGACCUGAAACACAUCUUUGAAGCAUCUCAGAGCUGGCGAGUGUCCUUGGUAAACCUGUGCCGAAUGUGCAUGGGCAAAAAGGUUGACCUCUGGGUGUGUGCUCUGCCUGUGCUGCACCACUGCAUGGACCUGUCCCCGCCAGCCCCGGGCUCAGCUGUGCAGUCUGAGGACACCUGGGCAGCCCUUGAAGGCAUCUCCUUCUCGGAGUUUCGGGAAGCAAGACCAGAUCAGAUACAAUUACUCCAGCUAAUGGAAAAAAACAGAUAUUUGCUGAAUGUGGAUAAGUAUCUAUUCCGAUCCUGGUUCAGUUUGCUUCCUCUGAGUAACUUGGCUCCUUACAUGGAACACCUCAUCGAUUACCUGAGUCAGUGUCCCUCUCGUGUCCUGGACUGUCUUCUAGGGACUUGGUACCGUCUGGACGGACUUCAGGAAAUCUCUCCAAGAAACCUCGAGAGUAUUGAGAAUACUUUGAAAAUGCUGUUGUGCCUUCUGGAAAUUUAUCAGGAAAAGAUUCUUGAGGAGCCCUUGAUACAGUCCUACUUGACUGUGUGCCUGAAACUUCACGAAACUACCUGCAGAAUAUCAAAAGCCCACACGUUUUAUGAGAUGCCUGCCUUAUCUGCUGAGAUUGUUUGCAGAAUUAUUAUACUUAAACCUGUAGUGGAUUCAGCAGGAGGGCCAGGAGAUGAAACUGGAAAGAAGAAUUCAGUAAAAACGGUCUUCCAGGGGACCCUCGCUGCUACAAAAUCUUGGCUUCGGAAAAUUUUUAAAAAGAGCAUGUUCCAGACUGGGUAUUUUUAUUUUUCACCUGUCACCUUCACUUACAGAGAGGAGAUUGAGGUCUGGAGGCGACUGGUGGAAAUAAACUUCCCCACGGAGUAUGACUGGAAGGAAUCCUUGCUGAGGGACAUGGCAGGGAGGCUCAAACAGGAGAGGCCUCUCUUCCAGAUUUCUGCCUUCUGCAACUCUAAUUGGGUUGCUGCAGGUGCAGAAGACAGUGUGGCGAAAUGCUUUGAGAUGUGUGCCAUUGAAGCCGUGGGCUCGGUCUGCCAGUCUCAAACCAGUAUCCUUGGGAAAAUCUCUUAUAAUGACUUGCAAAAAUGUGGCAACCUUGUGUCUGCUGUGAUCACCAAGUCCUGGCCAACAAGUAGAGGGGAGUUUGUAGACGACUUGGGUGGGGUUUUGAAUCACCUGCUCACAUGGCCAGACAUCAAGCACCUCUUCAAGUUAUAUGGAACCAACGAGGAAAUAUUAGCAAAUAUUACCAAGGAAGGCAAGAAGUUGAUGGCCACUGCGGACUCUGUGUUGACAAAAGUUACAAAUGACCUCAUCAAUGGAACAAUUUUAGUUGGGCACCUGGAGCUGAUCCUAGAACACAUGGAUCAGUUCCUCGACAUUUGGCAGUUACAGAGUAAAAGUUCUUUAAUCCAAGACAGAAAACAAACUAUGAAGGAAGUGCUGAGUCUGAGGAAGAAUGAACUAUUCACUCUAAAGAAAGAGAAGACAAAUGUUGACUCUCUCCUGAAGUUGUGUGGCAGGGUAAAAGACGUGAUAAAAGUGGAUUUUGGAGAGAUUGCUGAAAGACAUUCGGAAGACCUCCAUGGGAAAAAGUUAAACCAAGUUGUGACAGUGACUUUGUCAGCCACCUCCCUUGACUCAAAGUGGACAACACAUUAUAACCUGAGCCCUGAAGUCCAAGAAAUGGCCAAAAAUGCAUAUUUGCUAAAGGACAGUCACAUCUUCCAGAUCUUCUGGGCAGAAGCCGCACAGAAGCUGAGUGAGCCAGAAGAGAACUUGGAAAGGGAGAUAUUUCAGCCUGAAGAGGUGUAUGAAUGUUUAUAUUGUCCUUGUUUCAGAAGGUUUACAAAACUGUAUCAGGAUCUGAAGUCAGGGGAGGUCACCUUUGGGGAAAUUGAUGACAUCUUCAAGGACUUUGUGAAUAACUACAGUGCCCUAACUGAAGACCUCCAGACCAUGUGUGCUCUAUAUCCCAGAGAUCAGAAGGAUUGGAUCAAGGAGCGAGUCCAGCAGAUCAAGGAAUACCAUCACCUGCAUCAGGCUGUCGACUCAGCCAAGGUCAUCUGGAAGGUCAAAGAGACUUUGGGCCUGACUGGUGACUUCAGUGUUCUCCACACCUUACUAAGCUUUACUGUCUUGGACAACUUUCGCCACGAAAAACUGGACCGUAUCAACCAGCAAAUUAUCCAUGCCAAAAAGCUUCUGCAGGAUAUAGAUGAGACUCGGUGUCAGUGUCUGAAGGAGCUGUCCCAGAGAAAGGAGUUCAUUAGUUGGGUCCAGGAGGCUCUCAGAGGCAUCACCGAGCUGAAGGUGUUCGUGGACCUGGCCUCCAUCUCUGCGGGGGAGAACGACAUUGACGUGGACCGGGUGGCUUGCUUCCACGAUGCUGUGCAGGGUUACGCGCCCCUGCUCUAUGAGCUGGACACAAGUGCGGGUUUUGAUGAGUUCAUGCAACACCUGAGAGAGCUGUGGAAGGCUCUGGAUAAUGACCACAACCUGCCCACGAAACUGCGUGACUCUGCCCGGAACCUCGAGUGGCUGAAGACAGUGAAGGAGAGUCAUGGGUCUGUGGAGCUCUCGUCCCUGUCCCUGGCGACAGCGAUCAACAGCAGAGGCAUCUAUGUGAUCAAGGCUCCCACGCAUGGCCAAAAGAUUUCCCCAGACACAGUUCUUCGUUUAAUCCUUCCCGAGGGCCAGGGAGGCCACGAGGAGAAGCGAGAGUACUCUUUAGAAGAGCUGAAAGAACUUUUGAACAAAUUGAUGCUGAUGUCUGGCAAGAAAGAACACAGCAAUGCUGAAGUCGUAGAGGUAUUUUCCGAGGUGUUCUGCAACGUUCAGAGGCUUGUCCAGUCGUUUAUAAACCUUUACUCUGCUGGAAACUUGCUGUUCAGGGCCUGGUCAGCCGAGGUGUACUGCACCCCCCUAAAGGGUGUCUCCAUCCGGCUGGACUUCUGUCUGAGGCUAGUGGGCCCACUGGUGGAGGGCGGGCCAGUCGUCCAGCUGCUGGAAGCCCUCUGCCAGCAGCUGGAGGACUUCCUGGGCCACUGGGAGAGAUUCGUGGCAGAGAAGCGAGCUGAGCACUUUUACCUCAACUACUACACCGCUGAGCAGCUGGUUUACCUGGGCUCGGAGCUCGGGGGGCAGACGCCCAGCGCCGCUGCCCUCACUAUGCUGUCCUUCAUCAAAGGCAGCUGCACCCCAGGGGAUGUCUCGGAGGCCUGCAGGGGGCCCCGCGGAAGGGCCAGCAGCCACCAGGAGAGUACAGUGGUGGAAGACUUGCCACUGCUGCUCUUCUCUGAGCCCAGACUGGUGGACAAGCUGAGGGUCAUCAUGAAAUGCUCGAUGACAUGCAUGAGUGCCUUCCUGCCUCACUGCCUGGACCUGGACGCCCUUGGCCACUGUCUGGCCCACCUGGCGAGGAUGGCUGGACCCCCUGUGCAGCGGGAGCUCCCCCACGGCCUACAGGAGGGCCAGCCCAACCUCAUCGUCUGUGGCCACUCUGAGGUGCUGUUAGCCGCCCUGGCCAUCUACAUGCGGACCCCACACCAGCCCCUGCCCACCUACGAUGAAGUGCUGCUCUGCACCCCAGAAACCACAUUCGAGGAGGUGGCAUUGCUCCUGCGUCGCUGCCUGACCCCAGGCUCCCAGGGACUCGGGGUCUAUAGCCUGCUGUAUGCGGACCAGCUGAGCUACGAGGUGGCCUGCCGGGCAGAGGCGCUCUUCCGGAGGCUGUGCAUGCAGCCCCACCGGACGCACUACCGGCUCGUGAUGGUCUGUGACUGUGAGCGGGAGCACUGCUACCUCCCCUCGGCCUUCAGCCAGCACAAGGUCCUCGUCACCCCCCAGGCGCCCCUCAAGGACAUCCAGGCCUACCUGGCUCACCACUUCCGAGUCCCGGAACAGACCCCAUCAGCUGCCGCCGUGUUCCAGGACCGCAUGUGUGUUGGGAUCGUAGCCUCGGAGAGAGCGGGCAUAGGAAGGUCUCUCUUUGUGAAGAGGUUGCACAGCCAGCUGAAAAUGCAGUUUAAUGGAGCAAAAGUGACUCGAAAAGUUAUUCGAUUGAUUGACCCUCAGGUGGAUGAGAAUGAAGUCCUGGGGUCCCUUCUGCCUUUCCUGGAUGCCCAGUAUCAGAGGAGACCCAUAAUAUUCCACUUUGACGUGACCUCUUCAGUGCGGACUGGUAUUUGGGUGUUUCUCUUCAAACUCCUCAUUCUCCAUUACUUAAUGGACAUAAAUGGGAAGAUGUGGUUUCGGAACCCCUGCCACUUAUAUAUCAUUGAAAUCCUAGAAAGGAAUUCGACAUUGCCACGAAGGCCUUCGAAGCUGAAUGCACUUGUCCCCCAGUUCAAUUUUCUAGACAUCUUCCCCAAAGUGACCUGCAGACCUCCCAAAGAAGUGAUCAACAUGGAGCUGGAUCCUCAGCAGAGCUACAAAGAGCCAGGAAUGGAUCAGAGAGCAUUCCGUAGUGAAAUAUUCCAGAGACCUUACCAAUAUUUAAGACGGUUCCAUCAGAAAGAAAACCUAGACACAUUCCAGUACCAAAAAGGUUCUGUUGAGGGCAGCCCUGGCGAAUGCAUCCAGCACCUCCUGAUUUACUGCGGGGUGAUAAACCCGUCCUGGUCAGAACUUCAGAACUUUGCUCGGUUCCUGAACUACCAGCUCCGAGAUUGUGAGGCCUCACUCUUCUGUAAUCCCACCUUUGUUGGAGACACAUUGGUGGGUUUCAAAAACUUUGUGGUCACCUUCAUGAUUUUCAUGGCCCGAGAUUUCGCCACACCUACACUUCUCACAUCUGACCAAAGUCCAGGAAAGUACAUGCUCACUAUGGAUGGGGUCAAAGAAGAAGACCUCGCCCCUUUCACUCUCCGGAAGAGGUGGGAGUCGGAGCCCCACCCAUAUGUUUUUUUCAACAGUGACCACACAUCCAUGACGUUCAUAGGUUUCCAUUUCCAUUCCAACCAGAACGGUGGUGUUGAUGCCAUAGACCGCUUGAGUGGGAAGGUAAUCAAGAAGGAUGUUAUGACAGUGCAACUGUACCAGGGGCUGUUGCUUCAGAGGGUGCCCUUCAACGUUGACUUUGACCAGCUGCCCAGACAUGAGAAACUUGAAAAACUGUGCCUGGCAUUGGGUAUCCAGUGGGCCAGUGACCCUGAUGAAACAUAUGAGCUUACAACAGAUAACAUGCUUAAGAUCCUUGCCAUUGAGAUGCGUUUCCGGUGUGGCAUCCCCGUCAUCAUCAUGGGAGAAACCGGCUGUGGGAAAACCAGACUCAUUAAAUUCCUUAGUGACCUGCGGCGUCAGGGUGCUGAUGCUGAAACCAUGAAGUUGGUCAAGGUCCACGGAGGAACAACUGCCGACAUGAUCUACUCCAAGGUCAGGGAGGCUGAAGAGCUGGCCCACAUCAAUAAGGCCCAGUAUCAGUUGGACACCAUCUUGUUCUUUGAUGAAGCCAACACCACGGAGGCCAUAAGUUGCAUCAAAGAGGUCCUGUGCGACCACACAGUGGGUGGCCAGCCCCUGGCUAAGGAUUCUGGCUUGCAUAUCAUUGCAGCCUGCAACCCUUACCGGAAGCACACCCAGGAGAUGAUCUGCCGUCUGGAGUCAGCCGGAUUGGGGUACAGGGUUAGUGCAGAAGAGACGGCCGAGAGGCUUGGCUCCAUCCCCCUGAGGCAGCUGGUGUACCGUGUCCACGCUCUGCCGCCGAGCCUGAUCCCCCUGGUGUGGGACUUUGGACAAUUGAAUGACUCUGCAGAAAAACUCUACAUCCAUCAGAUUGUCCAGAGACUGGUGAAGUCCAUCGUGAUGGUGCAGAGUGAGACUCAUGUAAUCACGGAAGUGCUUUCUGCCUCUCAGGGUUUCAUGAGGAAAAGACAAAAUGAGUGCAGCUUUGUCAGCCUCAGGGAUGUAGAACGCUGUGUGAAAGUUUUCAAAUGGUUUUACGACCACAGUGAGAUGCUCUUGUCUAAGUUGGAUUCCUUUCUCUCUGAGCCUGGGGUCAUCCAAAAUGACUUUGAGAGAGAUCCUGUCCUCUGGUCCCUGGUUCUGGCCGUCGGGGUCUGUUACCACGCCUCUUUAGAGGAGAAGGAAUCUUAUCGGAGAGCUAUUUGCAGGUUCUUUCCAGCACCAUAUAAUGACAGCAGGGUUAUCCUGGAUGAGAUAACGCAAACCCAGGAUCUUUUUCUGCAUGGUGUGUCUCUGAGGAAAACAAUCGCCAGGAACUUGGCUUUGAAGGAGAACGUCUUCAUGAUGGUUAUCUGCAUCGAGCUCAAGAUUCCUCUUUUCCUGGUGGGCAAGCCCGGCAGCUCCAAAUCUCUCGCCAAGACCAUCGUGGCAGAUGCCAUGCAAGGCCAGGCUGCACACUCGGACCUCUUCCGGCACCUGAAGGAGGUCCAUUUGGUGUCAUUCCAGUGUAGUCCACAUUCCACCCCACAGGGCAUCAUAGGCACCUUCAAGCAGUGUGCCCGUUUCCAGCAGGGGAAGGACCUCGAGCAGUAUGUCUCCGUGGUGGUGUUAGAUGAGGUUGGACUAGCAGAAGACUCACCCAAAAUGCCCCUGAAGGCACUGCACCCAUUGCUGGAAGAUGGAUGCAUUGAAGAUGAUCCUGCCCCCCACAAAAAAGUUGGCUUCAUAGGCAUUUCCAACUGGGCCCUGGAUCCUGCCAAGAUGAACCGGGGUAUAUUUGUGUCACGUGGUAGCCCCAAUAAAAGAGAGCUCAUUGAGAGUGCCAGGGGAAUUUGUGCUUCAGAGCCCCUCGUCCAAGAAAGAAUCCGAGGAUACUUCACAUCCUUUGCCAAAGCCUACGAAACAGUGUGUAAGAGGCAGGACAAGGAAUUCUUUGGGCUUCGUGAUUACUACAGCCUCAUCAAAAUGGUCUUUGCUGCAGCCAAAGCUUCUAAUAAGGAGCCUUCCCCUCGAGACAUCGCACAAGCUGUCCUUCGGAACUUCAGUGGCAAAGACGACAUUCGUGCCCUGGACAUCUUUUCAGCCAAUUUACCCGAGGCAAAGUACACAGAGGAAGUCAGCACCAUGCAGCUGAUCUACCAGAACUUAUACGGCCAUCUUCAGACGAUGCAUGGCAGAGAGCUGGAUGACUCCGAGUCCCGCUACCUGCUUGUGCUGACCAGAAAUUACGUGGCCCUGCAGAUCCUCCAGCAGGCAUUCUUCAUUACAGACCAACCAGAGAUUAUUUUUGGAUCCAGUUUUCCCAAAGAUCAAGAGUACAACCAGAUCUGCCGAAAUAUCAACCGAGUAAAGAUCUGCAUGGAAACCGGCAAGAUGGUGGUGCUGCUCAACCUGCAGAACCUCUAUGAGAGCCUCUACGACGCACUCAAUCAAUACUAUGUCUACCUUGGCGGUCAGAAGUACGUGGACCUGGGUCUGGGGACCCAUCGGGUCAAAUGUCGAGUUCACCCAGACUUCCGCUUGAUAGUCAUUGAGGAGAAAGAUGUCGUCUACAAACAUUUUCCCAUCCCCCUCAUUAACCGGCUGGAGAAGCACUAUCUGGACAUCAACACCGUUUUGGAGAAAUGGCAGAAGAAUAUCGUGGAAGAGCUCAAGGUGUGGGUGGAGAAGUUUAUAGAUGUGAAAGCAGAGCAGUUUCUAGCCAGACCCAAAUACAGCCCUUCUGACGUCUUCAUUGGGUACCACUCAGACACAUGUGCCUCAGUAGUGCUCCAGGUCAUAGAGCAGGUCGGGCACAAGGUCUUGACUGAUGAACUUUACCAGAAAGUCUCUGCGCAGGCCAAGUCAGUGCUGCUGGAUUGUGCCACCCCUGAUGCUGUGGUGCGGCUGAAUGCUUCCUCACUCGGCCAGUUCACUGCACAGUCCCUGUCGGAAGAAUACUAUUACAGGCAGCAGCAUAACUCCUUUGCAGACUUCCUCCGGGCUCACCUUUGCACGAUGGAUUCAGAACGCCAUGCCAUCUUCACAGAGAUCACUACAUUCUCCAGGCUGCUAACCAGUCAUGACUGUGAACUUUUAGAAUCAGAAGUAAAGAACUGGACUGUGAAACUCAGCGUCUUGUCACUGCAACAGUUUGACACCGAGUACUCUUUCCUCAAGGAAGUUCGAAACUGCUUAGCUCACACAGCCAGGUGUAAAAUUCUGGUUAUUCAAACAGAUUUUGAAGAUGGAAGUCACAGUGCUCAGCUCAUCGCCUCAGCAAAGUAUUCUGCUAUAAAUGAAAUCAACAAGAUACAAGGAAAUAAGAACCAUAUCUUGGUCUAUUUUAUCACAAAACUGUCUCGGAUGGGAAGUGGAACGUCCUAUGUAGGAUUCCAUGGAGGGCUGUGGCAUUCUGUGCACAUCGACGACCUCCGGAGAUCCACAGUCAUGGUUUCAGACGUAACUAAACUGCAGGAUGUGGCCAUCAGCCAGCUGUUUAAACCAGAAGAUCCCCCUAAGGUGGAGGUGGGCCACCGAGCCCAAGAAGAUGGUGAGGAGCUGAUGGAAACUGAGGCGGUCACGUCGCAGCAAGUGGUAGAGGUAAAAAUGGAGACAGAAAGUCCUGAGACAAAUGAUAGCCCAGGCUUCGGACCAGAACAUGAUACGCAGAUCCUGGACACCACCAGGCUGCUGAAAAGCUGUAUUCAGGGUGCCGUGGGCAUGCUCAGAGACCAGAAUGAGGACUGUCAGCGCAGUGUUCGGAGGGUCUCCAUCCUCCUCAGCCUCCUAGAGGAAGAUGCCACUUUCUUGCUGGUCGCUAAGAUGCGCCUCUACGUCCUUUUAAUGAAGCAGGAAGAGAACUCUAUCUGCAAUGUGAAGGACUGGGUGGUGAGGGAGGCCUCCAAUCAGGACGCUCUACAGGAGGCUGGCACGUUCAGGCAGACCCUCUGGAAGCGGGUCCAGGGCGCUGUGACUCCCCUCCUGGCGAGCAUGAUCUCCUGUGUCGACAGGGAUGGCAAUCUUGAGCUACUGGUCAACCCACACUCUCCGUCCUGGGCGAGAGACCUUUGGAUGUUUAUUUUUAGUGACGUUAAACUUCUGAACAUUCCUCUUGUGACGAUUGAUACAAGGUCUAAAGGAGAGAUGUCCUACAUCGUGGUGCAGAACUACAUGAACCUCUCAGAGAAGGCAUCCAAUAGUGUCCCAUUUAGCUGGAGAAUCAAGGACUAUCUGGAGGAGUUGUGGGUCCACACUCAGUACAUCACAGGAGAUGCGGGACUGGCAGAGAAGUUACUAGAACUCUUUCAGAAGACCCCACUGGGCAGUUUUCUUGCUCAGCUCACAGUAGACCAGCGGCAGGAGCUUCUUCAGUGUUACCUGAAAGAUUUCCUUCUCUUGACCAUGAGAGUGUCCACUUGGGAACAGUUAAACGCUCUGCAAAUGGCUCUGCAGUCCUGCGUCAAUCAGCUGAAUGCAGGAAGGCCAGAGGAAGAGGCCUCCUUACCAUCAGUGCACCUCGCCUACCACCACUUCAGAAGCCGGCUACAGAACUUCUCCAGGAUCUUGACCAUCCACCCUCCAAUUCUACCAAGCCUUAUGAAAGGCACACAGAACCACAACUGGGCUGGACGUGAGAUGAGUCUGGAUGUGUUGGCAGCAGUGGCCUGUGCUGAAAUGCUGACGGAAAACCUCCUGAAGCCCAGUCCCCAAGCUUGGUUACGGACGGUGAAGAAUCUUUCCAUGCCCCUGGAGCUCCUCUGCUCAGAAGGGUACAUGCAGGCCUGUGGGAUGAAGACCAGAGAGGUCAUCAGGGGUGUCAGAACCCACUGGAAUCGCAUUUUCUCCAUCUCGCUCUUCGUGGAGCACGUGCUGCUGGAGACGGAGAGUCAGAUUCCUGAGCUGCUCAAGCUGGUGACCGGCUAUGUCUCCUUGCUGAAUAAGUGCCUACUGGAGGACUCUGACAUGAAGACCCAUAGGCCUUUCAUGGCGGUGAUGACUACUCUUCGUAAAUGUAAGGACCAGGUCAGCGAGAGUUUGACCAGGUUUGGGGUUCAGCCGUGCCCCAUCUGCCUGGGAGACGCACAGGAUCCUGUCUGCCUGCCCUGUGACCAUGUGUUCUGUCUGCGCUGCAUUGACGUUAACCUCACCCAAGGGCACAUGGGGUGCCCCUUGUGUUUAACCGACCUACCAGACAGAUACUCUGCAACUGUGUCCCAGGAGCACGGGGAGGCCAUUGAGAAACAUGCCCGCUUCCGGCAGAUGUGCAAUAGUUUCUUCGUGGACCUGGUUUCUACCAUGUGCUUCAAAGACAAUUCUCCACCUCAGAAGGAAGUGGUCAAAGACCUGCUAUCCUUACUCUUUGUAGAGAAGGAGCUCCUUCGAGAGGCUCCCCAACGAUGCCGUGAACACACAAAGUCUCUUUCUCCUUUUGAUGAUGUCGUGGAUAAGACCCCCGUGAUCCGCUCAGUGGUAUUGAAACUGCUUUUAAAAUACAGCUUCUGUGAUGUGAAAGAGUAUAUUCAGACUUAUUUGUCCGAGUUAGAAAAGAAACCAUUCCUGGCUGAAGAUAAAACCGAACUGUACAUGCUCUUUAGCAACUGCCUGGAGGAUUCAAUACAUGAGAAGAAUAAUGCUUUCUUCAUAAGGGAUGAAUUGAAAUACCUGCGAGAGGAAGGCCAUUUCCUUACGACAUACCAGCCAGUGGGAUACAGCCGAUGGCCUGCUGGUGAGGCCUCAGUGGAGCACCUACAGAAGAUGGCCCGCAUCCGCCUCUGUCUUGACAAGGCAUCUGAGAUCCUCGCCGAGUUUCAGGAUGGCUCAGAGAUGGCGGAGGAGAAGCAUCACUACCUGCAGCAGGUGAAGCGCUUCUGUGCCCGGGUCCAGAAUGACUGGUACCGAGUGUACCUGGUGAGGAAGCUCACCAGCCAGCAGGGGAUGGCGUUUGUGCAGAGCCUCUCCAAAGAGGGCCAUCCGGCCCACUGGGUGUUUCCUAAGGAAGUCAUCGCACAGCAGAGGGAUCAUCCAGGCCAGAUGGAUCGGUAUCUGGUGCAUGGGAACGACUACAAGGCUGUCCGAGAUGCAGUGGGAAAAGCCGUUCUGGAAUCCAAGCCCCUGGCUGUUGAGACAGCUCUGGAGGACUGUAGGAGCUCCGCAACUCAGAAGGCUGUCUACCUACUGUUAGCACUUUUUAGAGAGGUCACCACUUUGUACAGAUCAGACAAUGCAGACCUCCAUCCUAAGCCACAGCAAUGUGAGGCUAUGGAGAAAUUCAUUGAGAAAAGCAAGACCUUGUCUCCUGAUAUCAGACCUUUUGCAAUAUCCCUUGUGAACAAUGAACUACCCCUGCUGAGGACAGGUCCUGGGGUCAGCAACCUGGAAGGGCCAGUAAUAGAAAUGGCUGUUCAUGCUGCAACCGUCCUUCUCUGUGGACAAAGCCAAGUCUUAGGACCCCUGAAGAAUUUGGCCUUCUUCCCACACCUCAUGGUGAAUGCCUUUCUUCCAACGAUGCCUGAAGACUUGCUGGCUCAAGCUAAGAAUUGGAAGGGUCUGGAAGGAGUCCUCUGGUACAGAUGUCCCAAUGGUCACAUGUGCGCUGUAGGAGAGUGUGGCAGGCCGAUGGAACAGAGCUUUUGUAUUGACUGUCAUGCUCCAAUUGGAGGGAUUAAUCACAUUCCGGAGGCGGGGUUUCAUGUUAUCAAUGACACCACGGACAGAACUCAAACUGGCCAUGUGCUGGGAAGCCCACCACCCAGAGGUGUGGCCGUGGUAUCUGACCGAGAGAUGUCCCCCGUGGUCUUCCUUCUCAUCCGGCUACUCACUCAUUUGGCGAUGCUUCUGGGAGCCACCCAGAGUCCCCAGGACUUGAUGAACAUCAUCAAACCUCUGGUAUGGGACCCAAAAGGGUUUCUGCAGCAGCACAUCCAGAGAGACCUGGAGCAGCUGACGGACACGCUGGGGAGGAGCGCGGACGAGGCCGCCAGCGUGGUGCACCUUGUCCUGCGCCGCCUUCUCCGAGAGCAGGGCCGCGGGUCUUUAGAUUUUGAUGCAGAAUUGUCAACCAGGGGAAAGAGGAACAGCUGGGAACAGCUUAUUCAGACUCUUAUUCUGCAUGAACUAGAGCAUCUAGAUAAAACCCUCCUGGCAGUGAACGCUCAGAUCAGCCAAGAUGAGCGCAUCAGCUCCAACCCUGUGGCCAGAAUCGUGUAUGGUGACCCAGUGACCUUCCUGCCCCACCUGCCCAAGAAUAGCAUGGUUCACUGCUCUAAGAUGUGGAGCUGCAGGAAAAGGAUCACCAUCGAGCACCUCCAGCACAUCGUGGAGCAGAAGAACGGCAAAGAGUCAGUGCCCAUCCUCUGGAAGUUUCUGCAGAAGGAGGCAGAGCUGAGACUGGUGAAAUUCUUGCCCGAGAUUUUGGCCCUGCAAAGGAAUCUAGUGAAACGAUUCCAGAAUGUUUCAGAAGCUGAAUACAGAUCCAUCCAAAGUUUCAUUAGCAGUCACGAUUCAGAUGGACUGAAGAAGUUAGCCCGCAGCAGAGUCACUGUCUUUCUGUCAACAUGGAACAAGCUGAGGCGAUCGCUGGAGACCAACGGUGAGAUCAAGCUACCUAAAGACUACUGCAGCUCCGACCUUGAUCUGGACACUGACUUGGAAGUCAUCCUGCCUCGCCGCCAGGGCCGGGGCCUCUGCUCCACCGCCUUAGUCAGCUACUUGAUUAACUUGCACAAUGAAAUUGUCUAUGCGGUGGAGAAGUUCUCCAAAGAAGAUAACAGCUACUCCAUCGAUGCCUCUGAGAUUGCUGACCUGCACGUCAUCAGCUACGAAGUGGAGCGGGACCUGAUUCCACUGAUUCUCUCCAACUGCCAGUACCACGUGCAGCAGGGCGGGGAGACCUUGCAGGAGUUUGACCUGGAGAAGAUCCAGCGCCAGAUCAUCAGCCGCUUCCUGCAGGGCAAGCCCAGGCUGACCCUCAAGGGAAUACCCACUCUGGUAUACAGACGUGACUGGAACUAUGAGCAUCUCUUCAUGGACAUCAAGAACAAAAUGCAACAGAGUCCCCUCCCCAAUGCGGCCAUCACUGCCAUCAGAGGACAACUGCAGUCCUACAGUGACGCCUGUGAAGCUCUGUCUGCCAUAGAAGUCACGCUGGGGUUUCUGAGCACAGCUGGUGGGGAUCCAAACAUGCAUUUAAAUGUGUAUAUCCAAGACAUGCUGAAGAUGGGUGAUCCGACCUCACUGGUUUCAAAGGCCUUAAACAGAUGCCAGUUAAAACAUACCAUCGCCCUCUGGCAGUUUCUCUCUGCCCACAAGUCUGAACAGCUACUUCGCCUGGGAAAAGAGCCAUUUGGGGAAAUCAUCCCAAGGUACAAAGCUGAUCUCAGCCCUGAAAAUGCUAAGCUGCUCAACACCUUCCUAAAUCAGAUUGGCCUGGAUGCUUUCCUCCUGGAGCUUCAUGAAAUGAUGAUCUUAAAGCUAAAGAACCCCAAGACUGCAGAGAGUUUCAACCCUGAGUGGAGCCUGAGAGAUACACUGGUGAGCUACAUGGAGACUAAAGACAGUGAAAUUCCUCCUGAAAUGGAAUCUCAGUUCCCAGAAGAGAUACUGCUUUCCAGUUGUGUCGCUGUGUGGAAAAUGGCUGCUGAACUGAAACGGAAUCGACAGAUGAGAUAGAAUUGUUUCCUGUCUCUACAGGGAACUUGGGCAGAGAAGGCUUUUCCCUCAUGGGUGGGUGCUUAGAAAGAAAGCUGUGGGCACAGCACUAAAUUUGAGACCAAGAUGUGCUGUGCUGGCUGACAGCUUCUUGAGAGCCAAACUGUUUCAGGAACAUUCAGAAACUUAUCUCCUCAUAUUCUGAAUACCAUUCAUUGGGAGGUGAGAACUGAAGAUUAUAUGGAACUGGAAUAAAGCACCGUCCUCUGGGAGAGACCGAAAAAUAGCUUCUCAGCUUCACACAUACAACCUGUGCCCCAGGUGUCCUGUGUCUUACCAUGCGCGUACCCAGCACACCAGCCCCUUCUUCCUCAGACCACUGCGUGCUGAGAGGGACCGGAAAAUAAGGUUAUUAAUUUUUGUCUUCUUUUCUAGUUUAUUCUGCAGUCACAAAAGAGAAGCUGGCUUUCUUCCUUGUUCCAUUCCUUUAAAUUCAGAGAAUUGUACAAGUACUUCUAGGUCUCCAAGAAGAUGCAAAUACAAGUCAGGCCAUUCUGCGAGUGCCUUGAUGCCAAACUAACCAGCCCUCACCCAUGCCCACAAAUGAUUCACUGCCAAAUUUCAAGGGUCAGAGCCCCAAAGCUUUCAUUGUGAAGAGUGCUGGGCCAAGAGUCAAGGACACUGUUGGUGACUUAGUUUCCACAUCUACAAAAUGAAGGGACUGGAGUGAAGGCCAGAUUUCCUGCCAGUUCUAGUAUUCUAGUAAAUUCUAAGUGAAAGUUGAUCAGUGUAAAGUUGGAUCAAAGGCAUGGUUCUGGCAUUCUGGCAUUUCUGGGGGAAGUUUUUGCUUCUGUAGGAUUCUGCUAAAUAAACGUGAGUUUUUAGCGUG